Molecule: messenger RNA, 2734 nt
Organism: Abrus precatorius (Indian licorice)
Lineage: Eukaryota; Viridiplantae; Streptophyta; Magnoliopsida; Fabales; Fabaceae
Product: CBS domain-containing protein CBSX5-like
Exons: 2
Coding region: 158-1354 (398 amino acids)
Source: RefSeq, a predicted model, not a curated record
AUUCUGAGCCAGAAAUACCUUUCUGUUUCUCUCUUUCUAUCUCUAUCUCUAUCUUAACAAGUUCCUCUUUCUACCCCCAAUAAUAAUAGUAAUAACCAUAAUUCAAAAACCCCCCUUCUAUCUAUCUCUAAUUGUUGGGGUAGUUAUCGGACGGUGUAUGGCAGCGAGAUUGUCAGGGCAUGAGGUAUCCGAUCUGUGCCUUGGGAAACCGCCUCUCAGGUCACUUUCCGUCACCGACACCGUAGCCGACGCACUCUCCGCCCUCAAGAGGAUCGGAGACUCCUACGUCACCGUCUGGAACUGCCACCACUCCUUCGUUCGCCAUAAUAACAAUUGCUGCAACCGCACCUGCACCUGCACCUGCACCUGCACAUGCAUCGGCAAGGUUUGCAUGGUCGACAUCAUUUGCUUCCUUUCCAAACCCGACAACCUCUCUUCCCCUGCCUCAGCCUUCCAUUCCCCCAUCUCCCUUCUCCUCCCUCGCCAUCCCACCCUUGUUCGCCAUCUCCCUCCUAAUGCCAGCUUGUUGGAGGUGAUAGAUGUAAUGCACGAAGGGGUGCAGAACGUGGUGAUACCAAUACCAAACCGGAGUGGUUCAAGGAAAAGUGUCCUUGAAUAUGGGGAGUCUCACACAAUGCACAAAAACGACGCCACCUAUUGCUGGCUGACGCAAGAGGACGUAAUACGCUACCUCCUGAACUCAAUUGGUGUAUUUUCCCCCAUACCCAGUAACCCUAUCAACACCCUCGGCGUAAUCGACACGCAGAAUCUCUUAGUUGUGUGCUACGACGACCCUGCCUCCUCUGUUUUGGACCUUCUCGCCGUCUCUCUCUUUCACCAGAGUUCCGUCGCCGUUGUCGACCAGCAAGGCAAGUUCGUAGGAGAAAUCUCCCCCUUCACUGUCAACUCUUGCGACGAGGCGCUGGUGCCGGCGAUGGCAACUCUCUCCGCCGGUGAGCUCAUGGCCUACAUCGACUGCGGUGGACCGCCGGAGGAUCUGGUGCAGGUUGUGAAGGAGAGGCUGGAGGAGCAGAGCCUAGGAGCGGCGUUGGAGUUGCUCGGCGAUGAAACGGGGCUUUCUUCUUGGUCGUCAUUUACUUCGAGUUCGUCUUCUGAUGAGGAUUUUUGCAUUGGGAAGAAUGGGAAAGUUGGAGGGUACUCGGCGAGGGUGGUGAGAAGAUCGGAAGCCAUUGUUUGCUACCCUAAAAGCUCUUUGGUGGCGGUUAUCAUUCAAGCACUUGCGCAUCGCGUGAGUUACGUGUGGGUUGUGGAAGACGAUGGAACAUUGUGUGGGAUUGUUACGUUCGAUGGAAUCUUGAAGGUUUUCAGAGAACACCUCAAAUCCAUCUGCUAACAUAAUAAUACUUGAUUCUCCGUCGUUUUUUCUUUCUUUUUUUGACAUUUUUAACAAUUUGAUUUGGGUUUACUUUUUUUUGUCAUUUUAUAAAAUUAUCAAAUAAUUAAUUUUUUAAGAACUGGGUAGAGUAAUUUUGUCAGAAGAUGAGGAAAUUGAAUCCAAAAUAACUAAUACUUCACGCUAAUUUUUUUAAAAAAAUUACCUUUUCGGCUUAGUCAAAGAAUCCAACCCGAGAUAGCAUAGGAGGGAAGGUGUGCAGGCACAAGCAAAUUUGGUCCUUGGUUAUAUAUACAACCACAUAUAAGUGUCCCAUCCCUGAUUGUUUUAGAUUUUAAGAACGUUUUUCACCUUUAUGCGGUUUUGUUUUCUCUCUCACUCGAUGAUUCAUUAAAAUGGAAUUUUAGAUAGUGUCUUGUUCUUCGGCGUUAGAACUUCACCCUUAAAAGAUUAGGAAUAAUAGUCAGUUGUAUAACGACAUCAAAGAUGCUUUAAGUAUGUGCCACAAAUAAUAUUUUUAAAGUUUAUAAAUGAUUUUAUUGCAAAAUAGAAAUGUUUGUUUAAAAAUUAUUUGUAUUCUAUUUAUAUAACUGUACUUAUAGUUAUUUUAGGAAGUUUAAAUUUGAACUUUCUCUUUCCUCCUUUAUAUUUCUUAAUUGAACUCAACAAAAUUAAUGAUCUCCUAAAUCUUUCUUCUUUUUCAUUGUCGGUGAAUUUUACAUGACUACUAGUUAAGGAAUAAGAGAAUUGUACAGUUGAUGUACUUUUAAGGCAACUGCUGAGUAGGAGGAGCUGCUUCUGGUAGCAUAUACUGUGUAAAAGAUACGGAUCCCUUUGCAAUGUCAAAUUCAAAUACCGGGAAAAGCUAAGCACGAAAGCUAGUACAACUUGGUUAUAUCAAAUUCAAAGAGAAGAUACGGAUCCCUUUGAAAUAUCACAAGCUUCCCUCUCAAAAAAUUGGCUAUAUUAGUCCCUUUCCUUUCUUUUAUCAAACUAUUUAUUCAUUUUCCCCAUACGAUAUAUGACAGUCAAGAAUAAUACACUUGAGUUAACCCCUGAAGAGGAGAAAAGAUAAGGUAAAGAGAAAAAAUGUAAAUUGAAGCAAAUAUAAAAAGAAAAAUAAUCAUUUUUUUUAAUUAAAUAAAAGAACAUACGUAAAAAAGUUUUGUUAGGUUUAUUAGUUUUGUUAAGUUUGUUUACAUACGGAAAAAAGUUAACUAGUGUGCUAAAUGAUUUGCUAUUCGUCCUUCUUCUUAUCAUUUUUUUAAGUAUGAAUGUUAACAGCUUGUAAUUUUAUAGAUCUGACCUAGUUUGUUUGUUUUAGGCUUUUUUUAAAAGCUUUUUUAAGCAUCUUUUAAUAAAAAAAUAAUUAUACAUUAU